CCCGCCCCGGGGGGGGGGAGGGGAGAGCAGAGCAGAGCCCAGUGAGCACCAGACCGACGCUGAACGGGUCGGGACGGAAGAUCGGCGGCGAGAGACCAGGACCCAGGUAAGCUGUUCAUACUAUUAGUAAGAAAACAUAAGCAAUGGAAGCAAUGCUUGACAAUUGAGCUUCAUCUCCAGUCACAGUUCUGUUCUGGCUCUGAUCCGAAUAAAACUCAGCCCAGCAUUCACUCUCGCCUAGCUCCCAAAGUGCAGAGAUCCGAAAGCGGAGCAUUAUUCUGCGAAUACGAACGCAAUCAAUGAGUGAGUGCAGGUAUGCUUAAAAGAGCGAACAUAAGGAAAGACGCAGACAAAGAUACGAUGGAAAGGAAAAGGAAGGAAGGGGAUGAGAGCAUGGUGUCUGCCACGGCAAAGAAAAGUAAAAAGCAAAUAGAAUGUUUCUUAGAUCCAGAGGUGGAGGAAGAAACAGUUCAGCAACCUCCGACCAAGACGAGGAGACGGAGAAAGAAGAAGAUCUCUGAUGUUCUGGCAGACAGUGCCCCCAAGCCUGCUACCUCUGACGAUUUGCAGAAUCUGAUUGUCCAGCAUUUCAAAGGCGAACGGUCUGUCAUUGAACUGGAAGCAAUGAAGCUGCCAGAUUCCUGUUUCCUUCAGAGCAAUGACCUCACGCACACUCUGUCUUCCUACCUGAAACAAGUCUGUCCCAAGUGGGUGAAGCUGUCCAAGAGCCACACAGAGAAGAAAUCCGUGCUGAUGUUAAUCAUGUGUAGCUCUGCCCUCCGAGCCCUCAAACUCAUCAGGAUGCUGUCGGCCUUUAAAAGUGACUCUAAGACUCUGAAGUUGUUUGCAAAACACAUCAAGAUAGAAGAACAGGUCAAGUUGCUGUCGAGCGGUGUUGUCCAUCUUGGUGUGGGAACUCCAGGGCGCAUUAGAAGUCUGAUAGAUCAAGAUGCACUCAGUCUGCAGUCUCUGAAGUACAUGAUCCUGGAUUGGAAUUGGCGUGACCAGAAACUUAGAAAAAUGAUGGAUAUUCCAGAGGUUAAAAAGGAAACGCUGUUGAUGCUGGAGACGAGCAUCAUAUCUGCCUGUCAAUCAGGGUCUGUCAAACUGGGUCUUUUCUAAUACAAAAUGUCAUUCGCCAAGAAAAGGCUUGCUUACAUCUGUGUGGAAACAGAACAAUUGGCGUCAGGGUCUGAAACGCAGCGAUUUCUAGUGGGAUUCUUUGGUAAGGAACUCUUUUCUGACCUGAUCUACUCCCAGAGCUGAAUUUCCGCAGAUGGAAGUUACGGUAGUUACAGGCGCUGGAAAGAGUCCCCAUUUGCAACACGGAAUUCGUGUUAAGGAAUCCGAUUAGAAAUCAUUACAUUUUAUACCCUUUCC
Callorhinchus milii (elephant shark) is the source of this 1380-nucleotide messenger RNA. RefSeq names its product cms1 ribosomal small subunit homolog (gene cmss1). Lineage: Eukaryota; Metazoa; Chordata; Chondrichthyes; Chimaeriformes; Callorhinchidae. Bases 316 to 1122 code for a protein of 268 amino acids. The transcript has 13 exons. Gene Ontology annotation, cellular component: 90S preribosome; nucleus. The record is from RefSeq and is a predicted model, not a curated record.